AAGCUUCAUUCUUUCCAAGUGCGCAACAGAGCUCAAUUGAUGGAAUUACUAAAUUGGAUUGGAAAGUAAACUUUAACUCUGGAUUAACUUGUAUAUGGAAUAUCAACUUUAACAUCAUAGAACGCCGAAUUACUCCACAUAUUUUACCAUUUAAGAAAAAAAAAUCUACUCAGGCUUAGUUUUAGGCUUCUUAACGGUUUCAAAGUCGGGUUUUUACGCACAGCGUGUACCAUGGCGAACUCCUGUCUCCAACUGAGCGGCUUUCUCCUCAGCUGCCUCGGAUGGCUGGGCAUCGUGAUCGCGACAGCCACCAAUGACUGGGUGACUAUGUGCAAAUACGGUUUGAACACCUGUAAGAAGAUGGAUGAGCUGGGAGCAAAGGGACCCUGGGCGGAAUGUGUCAUCUCCACAGGACUCUACCACUGCGUCUCCCUCACUCAGAUCCUGGACCUGCCAGCUUACAUCCAGACGACUCGCGCCCUGAUGAUCACAGGUUCAAUCCUGGGUCUCCCAGCGGUGGGGAUACUCCUCAUGUCCAUGCCCUGCAUCAGUCUUGGCAAUGAACCCCAGAGCUCCAAGAACAAACGCACCAUCCUGGGAGGAGUGCUUAUACUCAUAGUCGCGGCCUGUGGUAUGGUGUCUACCGUCUGGUUUCCCAUCGGGGCCCAUCAAGAGGACGGCCUCAUGUCGUUCGGCUUCUCCCUCUACACCGGAUGGGUGGGCACUAUUUUUUCCCUGCUGGGUGGGUCCAUCGCCACCUGCUCGUCGGAUUCCUCCUCCUCCCGCUCCUACCAGGAAAACAAUCACUUUUACUACUCGAAACAGGGAGGCGGCAACCUGCCAGCCGCCUCCUCAACCAAUCACGCCAAGAGCGCCCACGUGUGAGGUUUUAGACGAAUCCCACGUGGAUGCGUAGGGGACUGCGGUUUGUAUAUAGAGACCUGUGCACGAGAGCAAACAAACACAUGUAUUCACCAUCGGCAUCAGUAACAUUUACAUUCAAGUCUAUACUGGCAGAGAAAGAGACACACUCAUGUUGCUUUAAGUGAAGGAAAAUAAUUCUUGAACGAGCACACAAACAUUCAUCAAACUCCACAUAUAAAAGACUGUUUUGGUAAGCCUUUUUUUCCCCCACCAGUGGAUUGUUUUUUGUGUCGCAGGGCCCAUCUUCCAGCCUCCUCAUGCUGGGUGUGGUGUGGACUCUCCCCACUGUUACAUAACUGCACAACCUCCUGAGUAACCGUCUGCACAGCAGCCUUUUAUACUGAGAUAUUAUAUUCGAUAUUACUUCUAUUUUUAUAUAAUGUACCUGAAAAUUAAAUCUUGAGUGCCUUUGUUGAUAAAUGUUUUUUUUUUUUUAAAGCCAAGUAACAUCAUGAUCUAUUGUUUUUAUUAAAGCAGGGUAUGGCAGUAUUAUACUUGGAAUUGAAAAUGUCUUCAUUAGCAUUGUGUGCAUUGAUCUUUCUUUGACAGUAUUGUACAACUCUCUCGCACAUUUGCCUUCUGAGUGAUAGACUUAAUUAAAAUAACAUAGUACUGUGCUUUUUCCCGAGCCCCACAGGAUGAUGGUAGCGUGAUGGGAACAUAAAUUUCAGCUGCAGUGUUUUUGCCAGCAGUGUUACAGGCUGGAUUAGAGUCUCAGUAUUUGCACUGAAAUCAUUUCCUGAAGAGUACAACGUUCAACUCUGUCAUCUGACGGGGAUGUUUCACAGGCUAAAGUUAUCUUACAUGUUUUUAUUUGACUAACUUGCAUCUAUUUUAGGUUUGAAAUAAUAACUACCAAAAAAAAAGCAGCAUGUGACCUUUCCAUUAAACAUCUUAGCUCUAAAAAAAUGUCUUGCUUCAAGUAUAUUUCAUUAGUGUGCACAAGAAACGCUGUGUAGAUCGGCUUCUCCUGAAGGAAGAUAUGGAACGUGAUAUUCCCAAGCUGAAGGAACCUGAUAUUUCUGUACAGAAGCGGUGUCAGCUGUGGCUAUUUAUUGUUUCACUGAUUUGCUGUUUGUGUAAAUUUCAACAAUAAAGACAAAACAAUCAAAUCUG
Messenger RNA from Stegastes partitus (bicolor damselfish), 2040 nucleotides. It is a transcript of the gene cldn11a, whose product is annotated as claudin 11a. NCBI's taxonomy places the organism in Eukaryota, Metazoa, Chordata, Actinopteri, Pomacentridae. Gene Ontology annotation, molecular function: structural molecule activity. The transcript is spliced from 3 exons. The record is from RefSeq and is a predicted model, not a curated record. Gene Ontology annotation, cellular component: bicellular tight junction; membrane. The coding region runs from base 232 to 885 and encodes 217 amino acids.